Messenger RNA from Echinococcus granulosus, 234 nucleotides. RefSeq lists its product as hypothetical. The record is from RefSeq and is a predicted model, not a curated record. Bases 1 to 234 code for a protein of 77 amino acids. Lineage: Eukaryota; Metazoa; Platyhelminthes; Cestoda; Cyclophyllidea; Taeniidae. The transcript has 2 exons.
AUGAAGAUCCUUCUUAUCAGCCUGGUCUGUGCCGCCAUCUGCCUUGCGCAGGAGCCAGAAUCUUCUACUUCCGCUGAGACGACUGAAGCUCCCGAUUCCACGACUUCAACAGAACCAACUACAUCAACCACUACAUCGGCGACCACGACCGUAUACACUCCUGCAUUCGGCCUGAAUGUCAUCCUACCAUUGGUUACCACAACCCUCGGAGCGGCUGUCCUCUUGGAUCAUUAA